AGGAAAAUAUGUUGUGUAAUAAAUGUGACGAUCGUGAAAAAUGUUUCGAAAAAUUCUAACAAUUUUCAUCAUUUUGCCGUGCGCAAUAAAUUCCUUCCAAAGCCAUUUUACGUUCACUAAUGGGUUUGGUCACUGUCUAAAACAGGACAAACCAAAUCUAAUAACAUGUGCUGGACAACAAGCUCUCGAAGCACUUCAACAUAUUAGCAGCAUCAGCAACUUUACGCUUACUGAAGGCGUGAUUUUUUCAAAGGAUGAAACAUUAAUGGGACGCAGUUCUCCCAUUAACUUCCUAGAUCAAGAUCCCAAUGAUUUCCGAUCCCUUCUUGAGAAUGCUGGAGCAGUAAUGAGUGAAAGAAGUUUACAAUGGGACAUGAGUCGCUUCAUCCCCGGAUUACAAUUAAGAGUUGGUCCAAGUAUAACUGGCGGAUUACUUGAAUUUGUCAUCGACCCCAACUCACAAUACGACGAACGUUCUCACGGUUACCAAGAAGAAAGCACUGCACGAAUCAUGACGAAGAAAUUUGUGCUGCCAUUUCUAUUGGGAUUAAAAUUCAACCUUGCAACACUUCUUCCACUUAUUCUUGGGGCAAUCAUAUUGAUUAGCAAGAAAGCAGCCUUUUUAUCGAAACUCGCUCUUUUCAUUUCGGGAUUCUUUGGUUUGGGUGGAAUUGCAACGCUUGGCUCAUUAGGAAGUGGAUUGGGUGGGGGUGGAUAUGGCGGAGGCGGAUAUGGUGGUUAUGGAUAUGCCAGUCCUAUCGUCCAUCAACCAGUUGGUGUUUAUAAAGUGCUUGAAAUCAAUACUCCAAGAACUGAAGAAGAAGAAGCAAUCGAUCAUUUCUACGAUUACGAUAAAAAGCAUUUGUUGAAAGACCGAGCUUCACGCCUACACGAAAGGAAACUCGACCCCGACAAAUAUUUGAAUUUCAAACCACAGAACCAAAGGUCUUUUGCGUGGGCAACUAAUCCGAAUUGA
Messenger RNA from Clunio marinus, 976 nucleotides. Lineage: Eukaryota; Metazoa; Arthropoda; Insecta; Diptera; Chironomidae. The record is from the annotation of a GenBank genome assembly.